Molecule: messenger RNA, 12887 nt
Organism: Eurypyga helias (sunbittern)
Lineage: Eukaryota; Metazoa; Chordata; Aves; Eurypygiformes; Eurypygidae
Product: golgin subfamily B member 1-like
Exons: 25
Cellular component (GO): Golgi apparatus
Source: RefSeq, a predicted model, not a curated record
AUGUGGAAAUGGGGUAGUGGAGAUGUUUCUCCUUCCAAAACAGAAGCUGCAGGCCUACAAGAUGCAGGAAGCAUGUCGGUGGCUGAUUUGACUGAACAGCUGACAAGCACUGAAAAGCUGGUAGCACAGCUGAAGGAGCUGGUCAGGAAGAAGGAUGCUGAGCUUCGGAAUAAAGAUCUUCAGUUAAAGGAGGAGAAGGAAUCUGCUGAUACCAAACUUUCCAAGUUGAAGCUGCAAAACAAAGCCAAGGUUGCAUCAUUAACCUCACAGCUGGAAGAACUUAAGAAACAGUUAUCAGUAUCAGGAAGCUUAGAGGGGAAAGCAGAACAAAAAAAGGCAUCAAAAGAUGGUGACCAGGAAAAUGCUGCAGCGAAUCGUGGGAAAAUAUUAGUACUGAGAAGGAGAAUUGAAGAACUAGAAUCCCAGAUCAUACAGAAAAAUGAAGAGUUACAAAAAAAGAACGUUGAACUGGAGGCCCAGCAGUGUCGUGGGGCUGAGAUGGAUGCCAUGCUGGCAGAGAAAGAAAAGAAGUUAGCUGAAAGAGAUGCUUAUAUCAUUGAUUUACAGAUAGCGUGUGGAUCCAGUGGUGUUGCCAAUGAAACACUCCUGCCCAAUGAAGAAUUGAAGAAUCGUCUGGCUGUUAGAGAGUCAUCACUUCAAAGUAUGCAAAUUCUAGUUCAGAACCUUACCAGGAAGGUUGGAGACAGUGAAGAAAAAUGCAGCUUGUUCCAGGAACAGAUUGAGAGCCUUAAAAAUAUUCAGAGCAAGGAAAGAGAGUGUUUCCAAGGAAAAGAAGCUACAUAUAUGGAAAAUGUACGUGUGUUUCAAAAUAUUAUCCAGGAAAAAGAAAAGGAACUGGAAGCACAGAGAGAAAAGCAUGAGCAGGAGCUCUUUAAAUUAGCUGCUAAAUCUGAUGCAAGUGCUGACUUAGAACAGCUACUAAAGGCCUUGAAACAGAAGCUCCAUGAAAAGGAGGAAGUCAUGCUGGGAAGGACACAGGUGAUAGAUGUCUUGCAAAAAGAACUGGAUGCCAAGGAUGAGCAACUGAAAGAGAUAAAUGAAAACCUGAAACGUCUUCUGUCUGAAAAAGAAAACCUCCAGUCUAAACUGGAUGCUGAGAAACAUGUAAUGAGAGCCCAGUUAAGAGACAUGAUGGAGAAACAUGAGCUUGAAAUGACAAAAGUUAAGGAGAAAUAUAAUGCUGAACUGCAUGAAAUUAAAGAGAAACAUGAAACUGAGCUACAGGAGAAAGAUCAGGCCCUGUUUCAGCUUAAGAAACUAGUGGCAGAAUUAAAGGGUAGUGGACAGACUAACUCAGAAGAAGUAAGAGAUCUGGAGUCUCUAACCAAAGAGAAGAUGGAAGAUUUAGAAGUGAAAUUGAAAACAGAAGAGCUUUCAUCAAAGAAUAACGAUGUAUCUGCCUUAAACAAUCGAGUCUCGGAAUUAGAGAGUGAAAAUGAAGAACUGCAGUCAAAAUUGCAAUCGUUGUAUGAAAUCAGAACGCAGAACGAAGAAUUGCUGAAGAAGCUGGAAGUCUAUGAAGAACAGCAAAGGAAGUUGCAAGCUGAUCUUGACCAAGUUACAAAGAGGGCAGCUUCACAGGCCAGUGAAUCCGGUAGUGUGGAUGAAUUGCAGAAUCAGCUUUUGGAAUGGCAAGAAAAUGUACCAGAGUCAGAGGAGUCCUGCGAUCAAGUCAGAGAGGAGAAAUCUGCCAUGGCCUUUAGAAUGGCUCAGAUUGAGGAGGAGAGAGAAGCCAUAGUCUCAGGGCAACAGGAGCUGGAGGAGGAACUGGCCACAGUUCAAGGAACGGGCGGGCUGCAGCAGGCAAGAAGAAAAAGCAGUCAGACCAGAAGGAAGCUUCAGGAAGAAUACAACUUCGAUAGAAAACAAUGCUUUCAAGAGUUGAAUGUCACCUUGGAUAGCACUGAUUCAGCUGAAGGAGAAAAUAUGGGAGGUCUACGGAGUGUGGUUGAAGAGUUGGAAUUGGAACGAAAUCAGCUGCAGGAACAAAUUCUUUUCCUAGAAGAGCGUUGUCAGGAUUUGGAAGAUAGAGUGCAGCUUGAAGGUAGAAUGGAGGCUCUUCAGAACGAAAAUGAACGUUUACAAACUCAACUCACCCAAUUACGCAACCAACAAAUGCGAGAUGCGGAAAAGCAUCAAAUUCUGAUUUCUGGCUUGAAUGAGCAACUUAAAGGAUUAAGUGACAGAAAUAGCUUUCUUGAAACUUCCCUUGGAGAAAAAGAACAAAAACUGUUGAUCACGACAGAAAAACUAGAACAAAUUGAAACUUUGAGGAAACUGCUUCAAGAAAAGGACCUUCUGAACAAAGAGCUUGGUGAAAAGUUUGUGCAUACUGAGCAACAACUGAAUGAAGCCUUGAAGAAAUGCAGUGUGUAUGAAGUGGAGAACACUGAGCAGAAAACAGUCAUCACUGAUCUAGCAGAAAAAGUUGCUACACUGAAGGAAAAGGCUUUGAAGCAAGAUGACAUGGUAGAGUCGAUGCAGCUGGAUCUGGACCAGACAAAUGAAGAGCUUGACAAAUUGAAUACAAGCCAUUUAGAGGAAAGAUCUCAACUUAUUCAAGAUCUUCAGAAACGUGAAAGAGAAAUUGAUAAUCUUAAAGAAGCAUUGGCAGAAAAAGACAGGGAGAUGUCUCUCCUGUCUUUAAAUAUGACAGAAUAUUCAGAACAGGUUAUCAUCCUGAAGCGUCAAGCGCAAUGCAAAGAGGAAGAAAUACGAGGCAUGGAAGAGGCUUUAUCAAAGGCUGAAAGGGAAACUCAUUUACUUAAAGAAGUUCAAACAGCUGACAUAAGGGAUGCAAGUGUGAAGAUCUCUGUCCUUUCUGAGCAGAGUAAUACAAUGAGACUGGAGCUAGAAAGAGUUAGAGUUGAGAAUGAAGCUAAAACCAAAGAAAAUGAGGAAUUAAUAAGACAAAGCAGUGAGAACAGCAUUAAAAUUAAGGAGCUCCAUUCUGAAAUCAAGGCCAGCAGUGUUGCAUACCAUAACAAACUUGCAGAGUGUGAGUCACAAAUUACUUUACUGAAAGAACAAAUCAGUAAAUCAUCUGAAAAGCUACAAGAAACUGAGGAUAAACAAAGAAAAGAAACUGAAUAUUUGAAAUCUCAACUUGAGGAAAACAAUGCUCUGAAGGAAAAAUGGAACGGUUUGCUUAAAGAGAAAGAGACUAAAGCAGAGGCACUUGAAAAUGAGUUAAAAUCAAUCAAAGAUUCAUACAACAAACUGGUUUUGGAAAAUGCUAAAAAAGAUGAAGAGUUGGCCGAAUUAUCGGGGAAGCUUACAAAACAUACUGAGCAACAGGAAACAAUUAAAAAAGAAUUACAAGAGAAACAAGAGUUCAUUAUUUCAUUAGAGCAAAAGCUUGGGGUUUUGGAGAAGCAAAAUGAAGAGACUAAACUUAAAUUAACUGGAGAUCUGGAAGCCAAAGAGACAUGUUGCAAAGAACUUAAUAACCAAUUACAUGAAAUACAUAAACAAAUUAACAAGAUGGAAAUAGAGACACAGGAGAAAGCUUCAACUAAUAAGCAAUUGCAGGCAGAUCUCGAAGGGAAGGAAGAAAAAUUGGCUGUGGCAGAAAUAGAGAAGAAGUUAUCUGUUAGCGCUGCUGAGUACGAAAAAACUCUUUCGGUACUAAAUGGUGAUAAAAACUCUCUGGCAAGAGAGAUUGAACGACUUUCGGUACUUGCCGAGCAAAAAGAAAAUUCGGUUGCAGAACAGCUGCGGGAGAAAACAAAGGAAUGUAAUGUGCUAGCUGAUCAGUUGUUUAAAAGCAAGGAAGAGACACAACAGUUAAAUGUACAAAUGCAAUCACUUCUCAUUCAUCUGAAGGAUACCAGAGACAGAGAAAUAACGAAAGAAGAGCUGUUAAAUAAUAAGCUGUCUGAAUGCAAUAGCCUAAUCCAAGAUCUCAGCCAUAGUAAUGAAAAGAAUUUACUACUGCAGGAACAAAUUGAAAAGAUAACUUUGGAUUUUGAAGCUGCAAACAGGUCUCUAGAAGAGAAAAUGCUUCAAAAUGAUUCAUUACGUAAGGAAAUGGAAGAGAGCAAGCUUUCUGUUACAGAGUUGCAGGAUGAAAUUAAAAAUCUUAAAGAUGAAAAAACAAAGUUAUCUCAGUUGGUAGAGGAAAGAGAUCUGACUGUAAAAUGUCAGGGUUCAGAACUUGAGAAGUUUCAUAGGCAAGUUUCUGAAAAAAUGGAAGAAAGUACAGUGUUAAAUAAUCAGCUACAACUACUAAGCAAAGAAAUGGAGGUGCUGAAGCAUGAAAAGGAGGACGUUUCAAGCUUAUUGAGCAAGAAGUCACAUGAAUGUGAACUUCUUCGGUCACAGUUGGUACAGCAACAGUCUGAAGUUACUUCAGCAAGGCAACAAGCACAUACAGCAGCUCUAGAAAAUGAAAAGCUAAAAGUAGACAUUGAAACAGUUAAUGUUAUGGAGACUCUGAUUCAGCAAAUAAAAGAUAGCAAAAUGGCAGGAGAAGGGCAAUAUAUGCAAAUAAUUUCAGAUCUGCAGAACCAAAUGGAAGCCUUAAGUUUUGAAACCAGCCAGCUUAGACUCACAGUGCAGGAAAAAGAAAAUGAAUUUCAGAGGCAAACCCAAGAAUUAAAGUUAUUAAAAGAUAAAUCUGAAGAGUCUGAUGUACUUAGGGUUCAAUUGUCUGAGAAUAUCCAGGUUAUUUCUGACCUUCAAUAUCAGCUUAGAAAUGUGACAGAAAAAUCAUCCCAGCUGAAUGAUUCAGUUGUGCAGAAGGAUAAAUCUUUAAAACAAAAGUUAGAUGAAUACAUCAGUUUAAAAGCACAGUUUUCUGAGGUACAGGAAUCUUCUGUUUUGCAGCAGAAACAGUUAGAGCUUUUAACCUCUGAAGCAGAAAAGUUAAAAGUACUUGUUUCAGAAAAAGAAUUAACCAUCAACAAUAUCUCGUUAUUUAGUGAGGAUUUAAAGACGCAACUUCAAAAGAAAGAGAAUGAAUGUGAGGUCUUAAAGAUACAAGUGGUAGAGCUGGAGGAAGUGAAAGUAAAUUUACAAAAAGAAAUACAACAUCAGAAGAAUGUAAUAAUUGGGAUGGACCAGUCCUUAUCAGAAAAGGAAUCAUGUUUAAUGGAAAAUAAAAAUCUCCUCAAAACUCUGAAGGAGAACGCAAGGAGAGAUGAAGAAAAGGCUAAUUUAAUUUCUCACCUCCGAAGUCAGGUACAUGAACUAACACAAGAACUACAGAAAUCUAAAGAACUAGUGCAUGAGAAGGAAAAUGCCUUUUUAUCUCUUCAGGAGGAAAUUGAAACACAGUGUGAACUAAGAUCUGAGUUGAAUACUGUUGGGAAAAAAGAACUUAUUGCCGGACUGCUUAAUUCUUUAAAGGAGAAAGAUACCAGUAUACAGAUGGCAUAUAGCAACAUUAGUGUUCUUUCUAGUGAGAUUGAGGUUCUCAAAGAAAAGUUAGAGAAAAGUGGUACAGCCUUGAAAAACCUUACUAAGGAAUUUCAGGAAAAGAAUGAGAAGCUUGACAUUAGCCAGAAGAAAAUGGAUUCUUUGACUGUUGAACUUGACUGUCUUAGAAAAGAACACCAAAAAGCACUAGACCAAAUAAGUGCACGGGAGGAAGAACUACAGCAAAAAGAAUUGGCUGUGGAGUCUCUACGUGUGAAGUGUACCGAACAGACAGAUAACAUAGCAUGUUUGAAGUUAGAGUUGAACAAUAUACAUUCCAAAUCAUCUCAAGACUCUCAUGACAACACACUUUUAAUAGGUAGCCUGCAGUACCAGGUAGAGUCUUUAGAGAAAGAAAAAAAUCUGUUACAGGAAGGUGCUGCUAAACUGAUGGCUGAAAACACACAACUGACUGCAUCUCAAAAGCAUUUGCAAAAGAAUUUGGAAGAGCUCAGAGAAAUCAAUAAAAACCUAGAAACCAGUGAGAAUUAUUCAAGAAUGCAGAUAGAUGCUGUCAAACUGCAGAUGAAGACUGAAAAAGAGAAGUUACAGAUGCAGGUUGGUGUGAAGGGCGAAGAACUUUCUAAAUUAGAACUUAAAUUUGAAACUCUAGAACAAAGUCUACUUGAGUCAGAAAACAAAUGGGUGACAGAACUUGAUAGGGCAACUUUACGAAAUAAUCUUACUGAGCAAUUGAACAGUUUAAAAAGUGAAAUGAAAUCAAAGGAUAGCAAAAUCCAGUCUUUGCAGCAAGAGCUGGAUCUUAUAAAAGAGGAAUUAACUCGAAGCUUAUCUCUGUUACUUAGUAGUAGGCUUUUAUGUAAGGAAAAGAAGGCGCAGACUUCACAUUCUGAACUGCAGCUAACUGAUAGUAAAAUUCAUUUGGAAAAAUUCUCCACUCUGAUAACCACUAUUUUGAGCAAAGAAACAGAAGGAGAGCAAUUGCAACUGGUGCUUUUAGAAAAACAGAAAGAAUUAGACACCGUAAAAGAGGAAUUUAAAAGUAUGCAGUCACUUGAGAAGCAGAAAGAGUUGCUGCAAAAUGAUAUUGAAAAGUUGAAGGGAAAGUACAAAUCUGAAAUCGAAUGUCUGGUAGAAGAAAUGGUCACAGUCAAGGAAAAAUUAACUAAACAACAGUCUGUCUUGCAAGAAAGGGAAGAGUCGUUUGCAGAAAUAAAUAAGCAGGUUGAAUUUCUUCAAGACAAGAUAAAUGAAUCAGAAGAAGUAGUAAGAACUAGUCAAGAAAAACUGCACAUUGAAGGUAAAAAAGUAGCAAGUCUUUCUGAAGAAAUAGGAAAAAAAGAUCAAGUCAUUGAAAACUUAUCUUGCCAGGUGAAUCAGCAGAAGGAUUUAAUUUCUGGUCUAAGCCAACAACUGAAAGAAAAGGACUGUUCCGUUACCCAGAUCAUGGAAUCAUUAACUAAUGAAGUUCUGAAUUAUUCUGAAGAGAGAAAUACAUUAAAUAUCAAACUGCAAGACCUUGAGGCUGUGCAUAAUAGAUCUGUAGGAGAGCUAAAGCAAGUAUUGCAGGAACUUGAGGAUUGUAAGAAAGAACUGGAACAUAGUCAGGUUAUGUUAAGCAGUAGAGAAGCUGUGCUUAAAGAUUUAAUGAAUGAAAAAGAGGAGAUGCAGUUUAAUCUUGAGAAAAUUAGCAGGGAAAAAGAGAGUCUGAAAAAGAAACUUCAAGCAGCAUUGAUAAUAAGAAGAGAUCUAAUGCAAAAAGUUGGAAAACUAGAGAAGAGUGGACAGGAGGAAAUAGAAAAAGAACAAAAAAAAGCAGAGGAGUUGUUGAGCAAAGUUAAUGAGUUGACAGACAGGCUGAAACUAGUUGAAUUCCAAAAUAAAGAUUUUGAGUUUCAUCUUGGAACUCUGAAGCAACAGCUCUUGGAAAAAGAUGCCACAAUAAGUGAUUUGACUGAAACUUUGUCUGCAAAAGCCUCUUACUUAGAGAAACUUCAGGACAAUAUUGCACAAUUAAAUGAUGUUCUUGCUGAAAAACAAAAUAUAUGUGAGCAGAAUCUAAAAUCCUUAGAGGAAAAGGACUGCAUGCUUGCUCAUAUGCAGUCAGUGCUUGAUGAAAAAGCAAGUGCAUAUGAGGAGGAACAUUCUCAGUUGGUCUUAGCUCUUGAAAAGAUGAAGUCUGAAGUUAAGAAGAAGGAAGAAUUGUUGAAAAAUUCUAGUUCAGAAGAGCCUGAUUUGUGUGCUGGGGACAGCAAGAAGUGUCUGGAUCCCAACAAUGACAUUAAUGUCAUCAGUCAAUUAAAAAAAGAAAAAGAGGACUUGGAGAGGGAGCUGUUGGCCAGGAAAGAAGAUAUGAAAAAAUUUCAGAAAGAAAGGGAAGAGCACACUAAACUUGCAGCAGAUUUUGAUGAACAAAAAAACCACCUCGAGAAUCUCAAACAAGAAUGUAAAGCAAUCUGGGAAGUUCUUCAAAAACAAUGUAAGGAACUCAACUUUAAUCAGUUAGAAGAAUACUCUCUAGGGAAACAGCUAGCUUCAUCUAUGGCAGCGCUCAUGCCAGGAGAAGCAACAGCUGACCUAAGGAAUUUGGAAUCAGACAAACCACGAAGCAAAGUCCAGGUUGCAUCCUUAAAAGAGUCAGAAAACAUUACUUCAGUGGCAAGUACAGACACUGAGUUAAAAGAACUGACAUGCAAUUAUGCAAAGCUUCAUGAAGAAACAGGAAUGUUAAAGACAGAGUUGAGAAAAAUAUCAGUUGAAUGUGGUGGUGAAAGAAAACAGACGGUCAACUUAAACUCUUUGAGUCUGCAGGAGCAGUACCAGGAGCAAUGUGAGGACAGCUUGUUGGAGGUCAUACGGCAGCUACAGAAAAAGGUAGAAGCAUAUGAGGCUGAAGCUACAGACAUGAAGACAGCACUUGAACAUGUGAAUAAUGAGAAAGAGGCACUUGUUAAAAAAAGUGAAGGUGAUUACAAGAUGAGCCAGGAGAAACUGCAGAGAUUGAGAAUUGAAGCUAAGAAGGAGGUAGCAGAAAAGAAUGAGGAAAUAGAAGCAUUGCAUUGUUUGCUUACAGGUUUCAAAGAUAAACUUGAUCUGGAAAAGGAAUUGGUAAACAAAGUUGUAAAGGAGGGCCAAGAAGCAGCCCACCAUUACGAAACAGCAUUGGAAGAAUUGAAGAGUGAAAGAGAGAAACUUGUCAGUUGCUUAGAAAAUUCUAAUUUGGAGCUAAUUAAUAUGAAAAAGGAGGCUGAGAUGACUAGACCCGUGGGGUCGUGCAAGGAGCUUAAGGAAGAAAAUGAUCCUGAAAAAGAAUUGGGAGAGUUUUGCAUGGGAAGUAAUUCUCUUCGAGGAAAGCUGCAAGGUAAAGGCACCUGUUUUCAACUUUCAGAGACUGAUGACUCCGGGAAAACUAAACUGAGAGAAGUAACAGAUUGUCAAAUCAAGAAACAAAUGCAGAUGACUGAAGAACCUGCAGAUGUAAGUGAUUCUAAACCACAAGAGCAAAGAACUGUAGCAGAAGAGAAGUCCAAAGAACGUCUUCAAAGGAAAUUGCAGGCGGCUUUAAUAUCACGUAAAGAAGCCCUGAGAGAAAAUAAAUGUCUAAAAGACCAGAUUGAUAAGCUAAUGUUGGAAAGAGAAGAACUGGUGAACAAGACAGGUAUGCUUGAACAGUUGUUAGAGCUUGGUAGAGAAAAACAGUGUUCAAGUACUGUUUCUCCAUUGUCUGAAGAGGAGAGCCUGGUUUCCGAAAAUGCUAGGCUGCUGACUGAAAAUGAAAACCUCACCGCAGCAUGUGAAAGUCUUAAAUCCACCAUGGAGACUAUAGUUCAGGAAAAAGAGGCCUUUUCUCUCCAACUAAAUACCUUAAAAGAUUCUCAGACAGUUGAACUAACAGGAUGGAAGGCUAAACAUAGUGAAUUGAAGCAGGAAUAUGAAUCGCUUCUUCAGGCUUAUGAGAAUAUCAGUAGUAAAAUAGCAGAUAUGAGGCAAGUUAUUGAUCUCACUAGAAAAGAGAAGCAAGAGGCUAUUCAGAAACUCAGGGAAGGACAAUCUGAGAAGGAGGCCAUUGAGAAGCAUUUACAAAAACUCAUUGAUGAAAAUGAGGUUCUUGAGAAUCAACUGAAACAACUUGGUGAAUCCAAGCAAAUGGAAGUUGAUGAAUUACAAAGUAAAUCAGAAAGGCAGAUUCGUGAGCAAGAGGCAAGGAUGCAAGAACACCAGAGUCGUCUUCAUGAACUCACGGAUCAGAAUCAUCAGCUAAUGGAAGAAAAUGAGCAGCUGAAACAAACUUCUGAAAAUUUAAAGCAAGCUUUAGAGAAAAUUCAGAAUGAAAAUGAUAUCCUUCAUAAUAACAUCACUGUAACUAAAGCAGCUUUGGGAGAGCUCCAAGUUCAAAUGGAAGUGUACCAAAAUGAUAUGCAAUCUAAAAUCAGUGAUGCAUUAGAUGAGAAUGAGUCAUUGUUAAAGGAUCUGGACAUGGAAUGUAAAAAUCUUACACAAGAAAUUGUUAGUCUAAAUGAAAAAGUUAAGAUUUUAGAGGAUGAUAAAUGUCUGUUACAGGAAGAAUUAGAAAAUGCACAAGAAAGUUCUUACAAAGUAAAGAAUGAGAGAGAAUUUCUUGAGACAGAAUUGCUUAAUCAUGUGAAAAAAGUCGAUCAUCUUACAGAUAGGAUGAAAUCUGCACAGGUACAGAAUAACUUCUUGUUACAGCAACUGGAAGAAUUAAAGGCAGAAAAAUGUAAUGUGAUUAGAGAAAAAGAACAACAGCAGUUACACCUUGUAAAAAUGUUUGAGGAGAAAGUGAAAAGUGCUCAGAGGGAUAAUAGUGGAAAUAAAAAUAAAACAAAAGAAUUGCAAGAACUCUUAAAGGAGAAACAGCAGGAGAUCAACCAUUUGCAAAAGGAUUCUAUAAAGUUCCAGGAGCUGAUCCUGGAUUUGGAAAGAUCUGUGAAACUGUCACAAUCAAAAAGUGAAAAAUUUGAAAAGGACUUAAGUAACAUGUCAGAAAAGCUUGCAAAAUCAAAUGAAGAAAUAUAUCAUCUCAAGGGGAAGAUUUCUUCACAGACAAACUUGUUGGAUCAGUCAAAGAAUGAGGUGGACAGGCUUACAGAUGAGAAUCUAAAUUGGAGAAAAGAACUUCAGAAGAAAGAGGAUGAACUACAAAUUCAAAAGAGAGAAUAUGAGAGAGAAUUGGAAUUUAAUCUUCAACAAUUAAAAUCCGUUCAAAGAAGAGCACUUUUGAACCUAGAGGAAAGACAUGGUGCCCUUCAGAGAGAAAAAGAUAGGGCAGUUAAUGAGAUUCAUGGUUUGCAAGAGGAAGUUAGCAUGAAGGACUCUCAAAACAAGAAACUGCAAACAGAUUUGAAUGCAGCUUUGGCACAAUUAGCUGCUUUUACAAAGUGUAUGUCCUCUCUUCAGGAUGACCGGGACAGGGUAAUCACUGAAAUGAAAACCUGGGAAAUGCAGUUCAAAGAGGCCAUCCAAAGUAAGGAGAAGCAGAUAGAAGACAGCAAUAAAAGAGUAAUGUCGUUACAACGUGAACUGAAAGACAAAGUCACUCAGAUUCAAGAACUGAAUAUCAAAUAUUCUAUGAUGGAGGAAAGAAAAGAUGAACUGUACUUGAGGCAAAAAUCUGUUGAUACACAAUGCUAUGAAGAGCUCUGCAGAAUCAAGGAAGAAAACACGGGUUUUUUUAACAGGCAGCGAGAACUGGAGAAUGUUCUUCAGUCAAAAGAAGCAGCUUUGCAAGCGCUCCUUGAAGAAAAUAAUUCUCUUCAGCGUCUCAUAGAGAAUAGUAAAAGUGCAGAAAGAGAGAUAAAAGCUCUGGAAAGUAAUUUUACAAGACAGGAACAAGAAUUGCAACAGGUUCUAGCUGAGAAGGAGAAAAUUAAUGCUGAAUUGCAAAAGCAGACUACCAUUUCUGAGCAAAUGAAGAUCAUGCUAAAUAAUAAAGACAAAGAAAUUUCCUUACUAAUUUCUUCAAAAGGUAAUGAAAUUUCUGACUAUCUGAUUCAGGUACAGACUCAACACAGAAAACAAAUCAAAGAAUAUGAACUUCAGUUAAGGUCUUUGCAGACAGAGAGACAACAGUCUGAGGAGUCAUGUCACAGGAUGGAAAAUGAAUUGAGAAAUCUCCAGAUGAAAGCAGACAAAGCAGGUCAGGAUAAGGCUGUAGUUGCCAGUGAAAUAGAUGCCUUUAAAAAAUCAAUGUCAUCUCUUCAGAAUGAUCGGGAUGAGCUUUUUUCUAAAUACAAAGAGCUGGAACUUCUUCACCAAGAUGUCUUAAAUCAGCGGGACAGUCUUAUAGUUGGCAAUGCAAGUGAGAUUAAUGCUCUGAAACAAGAACUAAGGAUACUUCUCAAUCAGAGAGAUGAUCUUCAUUCUGAAAAUGCAAUGUUGAGUGCACAGCUGGUAAAGUAUAGGGAAGAUCUUAACCAAGUUUUAACUCUGAAAGACCAUCAGCUGAAAGACUUACUUAAGCAGAAAUUGGAUUGUAUUAAAGGCCUUGAACAGGAAAAAUAUGAUCUUCAAAAACAGGUAAAAGAAAUGCAACUUUCCAGUCGACUGCAAAAGGAUACUGCUGUAUCCUUGGAACAUGAAAAUAAAAAAUUACUGUCUAAAGUAAAUUACUUAGAAUCUUUAAUUGCAUCAUUAAAUAAAGAGAAACUCGUUUCUGAAUCUGGAGAGAAACUCCUAACUAGCGAUAGUGUUCAGAAAAAAGAAUGUGUAUCCAAUGGACAGUAUGGAGAAAAUCUUCAGAAAAAGAUUCAAGAUUUCCAGAAGUCAAGAGGCAGAAAGACUAAGGAUGCAGAUGAGCAAUACAGUAAGACUCUUCUGACACCUGAACAUGGAGAUGAACCGGAUGCUUUUGCAGAGAAGAUGAUAUUAGAAGUUCAGUCUCAAAACAGUGAGCUGAGGUCCCAAAAUGAGGCUUUCGGGAAAGCAAUGACUGCUCUGCAAAAUGAUAGAGAUAGGAUAAUAGAGGAUUUAAAGGUUCUUCAGAGCAAAUACACAUCUGAACUCAAGACUGAAAGAAAGAAAGGAAAUGAACUUGAAGCUGAAUUGGAUGACUUUAAAUUGCAUCUUAUCAGUAUGCUCAAAGAAAAUUCUCUUCUGAAUCGUGUUAUUUUUGAUGAUGCAGAUAAGGUUACGCUUGAUCAGAUUGCUGAUGAAAUCGAAAACCUGUGUAGGACAUUAGUCAGUCGUGAGAUGGAGAUUAGCAGGCUCUCAUCUGUGUGUGGGAAUUAUGUUCACCAGAUUGAAGCAUUUUCCAAGUCUAUGGCCAGUCUUCAGGAUGACCGAGACAAAUUGCUGCAGGAACUCAGCAAUCAGAAGGCUAAAGAAGAAGCCAGCCAUGCUGCUAUUGAAAUAGCAAAACUGAAGACCCAGGCUGAUGAUUUGGAGAAGGCAUUACAUCAGACAAAAGCCUUACAAACAGAAACUGAGAGAGAAAUUGCAUCAUACCAGAAUGAGCUUGCUGGAUUAAG